This is a messenger RNA of Lonchura striata (white-rumped munia), 7081 nucleotides long. RefSeq names its product syndecan 3 (gene SDC3). NCBI's taxonomy places the organism in Eukaryota, Metazoa, Chordata, Aves, Passeriformes, Estrildidae. The record is from RefSeq and is a predicted model, not a curated record. Gene Ontology annotation, cellular component: membrane; cell surface. Gene Ontology annotation, biological process: cell migration.
CCUCCCGCCGCCGCCGGCAGCGUCCUUGCGGCAGGAAGAUGCCCGGGGAGGUGCCGCCGCCGGCGCCCCGGGGGCUGCGGAGCCUCCCGCUGCUGCUGCUGCUGCUGCUCGGCGCCCGCGCCGCGCUGGCUCAGCGCUGGCGCAAUGAGAACUACGAGAGGCCCGUGGACCUGGAGGGCUCCGGGGACGACGACCCCUUUGGAGAAGAUGAGCUGGAUGACAUCUACUCCGGCUCUGGCUCGGGGUAUUUUGAGCCGGAGCCGGGGCUGGACACGGCCGUGAGCCUGACCACGGACACGCUGGUGACGCUGCCCACCACGGCGGCCGUGCUGCCCGUCACCGCUGCCCAGCCUGUGGCAACGCCCCUGGAGCCAUCCCCCACCCCUCAGGACACCACCCCCGGGCAGGCCACCAGCACCUUCCUCAUCCCCAGGACCACAGAAGCGCCGGUGGUGCCCAGCUGGAAAGCCACCACCACCAGCACCACGGCCAGCGAGCCCCCAACCACCACGGCCACCACCACCACUACCAUGGCCACCACCACCACCACCACCACCACCACGGAGGCCACCACGACCACGAGCAGCACCACCGUGGCCACGGCCAAGCCCACCACCAUCCGGAGGUUCCUGCCCCCCUUGGCCACCAAGGCAGCCACCACCCGGGCCACCACCCUGGAGACCCCCACCACACCCGUCCCCGAAACCAGCAUGCCAACAGAGGUGGCCACGGCACGCCUUGUCCCCACCAGCAUGGCCAAGCCCAGGGCCCUGCCAAAGCCCAGCACCUCGAGGACUGCAGAGCUCCCCGAGAAAAGCACGGCCUUGCCACCCACGGCCACCACGCUGCCGCCCACAGAGGCUCCCCAGAUGGAGCCAGGGGAGGUGACAACAGCCCCUGACAAGGAGCCAGAGGUCCCGGCCAGCAGCGGCCCCAGCGGGGACUUCGAGAUCCGGGAGGAGGAGGAGACGACUCGCCCCGACCUCGGGAACGAGGUGAUGGCCGUGGUGACGCCGCCGGCGGCGCCGGGGCCCGGCAGGAACGUGGAGACAGGGCUGAUGGACAACACGAUAGACUCAGGCAACUCGGCUGCUCAGCUGCCCCAGAAAAACAUCCUGGAGAGGAAAGAGGUGUUGAUAGCGGUCAUCGUGGGUGGCGUGGUGGGCGCCCUUUUCGCCGCCUUCCUGGUGAUGCUGCUCAUCUACCGCAUGAAGAAGAAGGACGAGGGCAGCUACACCCUGGAGGAGCCCAAGCAGGCCAACGUCACCUACCAGAAGCCCGACAAGCAGGAGGAGUUCUACGCGUAGACAGAGAGCCCGGAGUGCCUCACGCUUCCUCCCUCCCUCCCUGCUCCAAACCUCCCCUCCUCUCCUCCAUCCAGUCUCUCUCCCCUCCCUCCUCUCUCUCUUUUUUUGGGAUCAGACUGUGAAUUUUUAAACGCAAAACCCGCAGCGGCUGAAGGAGGAAACGCGUCCUUGGCAUGGGGGGCACGGGGUGCCCGGAGCAGCGCUGGGGUCACACUGGGCACUGCUGAGGUGACAGCGAGCAGCACCAGGGUCACACGGAGCACCCCGAGGUGACACCGAGCACCCCAAGGUCACAUCGAGCAGCACCACAGUGACACCGAGCAGCACCAAGGUGACACCAAACAGCUUUGAGGUCACACCGAGCACUGCCAAGGUCACACCGAGCACCCCGAGGUGACACCGAGCACUGCCAAGGUCACACCGAGCACCCCGAGGUGACACCGAGCACCGCUGGCCUUUCUGCUGGCGGGAGGGACGGGACACGGAGCCGAUGCCAAGGAGCCGAUGCCAGGGCAGCUGUGCCCGGGAAUGCCCUGGAGAGCACGGGAUGGGCUGCCCACGGAGCUGCCUGGAGCUUGACUGGACUUUUCCCACCGCCACCACCAGGACUCUGGGAUUCAGAGACCUCCUGCCAGCCCUGGGGCACAGGGGGUUUGCUUUGGAUUUAUUGCCCUUUUUUUUCCCAUCCAUAAAGGAAGGAGAUUUCCUUCCCUCUGUCUCGUCUUUAUUUUUUGGUUUUCUUUUGGAAUGGGGUUGGUUGUUCUGCAAGAUUCCCCUUCUGCUGGAAGAGAGAACGUGACUCUCCAACGCUCCUGGAACCUUGGGGAAAGCACAAGGGGCUGGAAUACCUGGGAUUCGCUCCUGGAGUGGGGAAAAAAGGAAAUAAAUACCAACUCUGGGGAUGAUCCCUUUGGAUCAACAUUCUGGAGAGCUUGUGGAGCUGCAUCAGGACAUCCCGGGCUGCUGCCAUCCGGCCAUCCCCUGGAAUCUCUUGGAUCCACAUCUGGCUGCGGGGUUUGGCCAGGAAGGGACUUGGCUUGGGCUGGGUUUUCACUGUGACCACUAAAGCUCGGCUCUGCGGGACAUUCCCUGGAGGAGCUGGGAAUGGAGGAGCUGAAUCCUCUCCCCGGCUCUUCCAGAGGGGAUAGCAGAGCUCUGCAAGGAGUGGAAUGCAGCCUAAGGAAGGAGAUCCAAGCAGGGACCAUCCCUGUCCCCUCAGGGUGUGGCUCCGGAGGUGAGGAAGGGGAGGCAGAGCUACGGCUCAGCCCCAGGGCUGGUUGGAUCAUUGGAAAGAUCCCAAAAUCAAUAGAAACACCCAGGAUUGAUGGUUUUCCUUUGUUUUUGAAUCCCCAGGACUGAUGGUUUUCCUUCACUGGUGUUUAAAUCCCAGCAUAACCCACAGGGCUGGAGAGAACCUGACCCAGGUGUCCCCUCCGAGGCUGCCCAGGGUGCAGAUUAAUUAAUGCAGAUAUUUCAAUUACGGUGUUUCAGUGAGGUGGCUCUUAAUUAGCUGGAGCCCUGUUUGUGGGGUUUUGUUGUCACAAUGGUCGUGAUCUCCAUGGGGUCCCACAGAGACUUUUGAUUUGCUCUUGGAACAAUUUAAAUGGGAAAAUUUGGGGGAAAAAGUCAUUGCUUUGUGAAUUAGCCUGCACAGAGCCAGGGACACUUUGGCCCCUGAGGGGGUUGGUGGAUUUAGGGUUUUACAGCCCUGGUGGGGGUUACACGACAGAGGAGAUCCAUUGUGGAAGGGAUUUGAGGCCAGAAGAAUAUUUUGAAUAUAUAUAAAUACAUAUGUCCACUCCUGUACACCCACAGUAACACAGAGUUGGAAAGAAAUGAAAUCCCUGGAAUUUUUCAGCGCACUGGGAUGCUCACAUGAGAUUUGGAGUUGGGAACUGGGAGCUUUGGGCUGCUUUUCCCUGGGAUACAACACAAAAUGACGAGCUGGCUUUGCUUUGGGAUAGGGAACAGAGCCCCAUGGAUCAGCUUUAAAUCCUCAUUUUUGAGCUGUCAGCCUCAAAAUCCUCGUGGUUUAGGUUAUUGGAGCUUGGAGAAGGCCCUGUUGGAUGUUUGGGGUGGUGGUGCUGGGAGUGACCAUUUCUGUGUCCAUCCUGGAGGGAGGAUGAGGAUGAGGAUGAAGGAUGAGGAUGCUCCAAAGGAGGGAACACACUCAGAAGGAGCCUGGUGCCAACCCAGAGCCGCUUCGUGCUGCUCCUGAGGGAGUUUGGACUCCUGGAUUUGAUGAUUUGGAGGAUUUUGGCCCUGUUGGGAUCACACAAAGGGGAGUGGCACAAGUCAAGGUCACCAAGGCCACCCAAAAUCCCCAUCUUAGGGGAAAACCUGGAUUUAAUCUUUGGAGUUUGCUUUAAAAAAAACCCUCCCAGCUUAAUCUUUUUAAUGCUGCUUUUCAGAGCUGCCUCUUUAAUCUUCUUCAUUCCAUUUUUUCCUCCUAUUUAAUAGUCUGAAGUUCCAUAAUACAAUUUUUUUACUCACUCAAGCUUAACCUCGUCCCUCUCAGCUGGUGUUAGGUUGUAAUCCCGGCACUUAAAUCCAUCACAGCUUUGGGAGUGAGGCAAGCUGGAGGUGGGAGGGUGAGAGGAGCCUGGGCAGGACUUUUGCAGUAAUUAAAAUACGAGAUAAACACAAUAAAAAAAGGUGAACUGCAAAUCAGAAGUGAUGAAAUAAUUCAUUGUUUAUCUCCUGCUCCCAUGCUUUUGCUCUCCGCCUGGAGAGGGAUGUGAGCUCCAGGAGAAUUUUUUGUGUUUGGAGCCAACUUUUUGUGGUUGUGUAAUGAUGCCACAGCCUCUUGUGUCACCUCAGCUCCACGGGGCUGCUGGAGUCGAUGUUUGAAGGGGAAAGAAAGUCUGGUUCUGACCCUGUGCCUCCCUCCAAGGAGCUGGGAUGGAGCUGAAUAUGGGCAGGGUUUUUGGGGAAGUCCAUCUGCCCUGGAAAUCCCGGAUGAACGUUUCUCUGUGAGCAGAGCCACGGGGAUGGACAAAGCCCCGAGGGCCGGUGCCUGGUGCAGGGGGAGGCAGCUGCUCCCUCCUGCAGCCACUCUGCUCCGGGGCUUUCCAGGGAUUCCUGGUGGGAACACGGGUGUGGGAGAGCCGAGGAGUCUCCAUCCCCCAGAGCAGGAUUUUGGGAAAAUGAAUUCCAGCGGGAGCGAAAGCAUCUCCAGCAUCUUCCCUUCCCAAAGCCGAGUCUGGCAUUGUCCCCUCUGCCCAAAUUCCCAUCCCUCAUGGUGAUCCCAGCCAGAAACAGCUGGAGCAGUGCCCAGAUGUGCUGGUCCUUCUCCAGCUGUGCUCCCCAAGGGAUUUUUCCACGGUUUUUCUGUUUCUUUUCUGCCAGUUCCUGUGUGUGUGUGAUGCGCUGGAGCCGCAGGGAGAACCUUGGCUCUUCCAGCUGGAUAAUUUUAGGAGUUUCUGGAAUUGCAUGGUGGUUGGGCUGCUCUGCCAGCUGUGCCAGACUUGGGGCUCUCCCUGCUGGAGUUGCCGCAGGAGAAUGAUGGAGAAUAUCCAGCAGGAGAACAGCCAGGAGCUCCUGGGCCACAUCCAAAGGGAAGGGAAGAGCAGAGAGCCCAAACCAGGGCUGGAAUGGGGAGUUUGGGAAGGGCAGGACAUGGAAGGGGCCCAGCAGCAGCAGGACCCAGCCCUCAGUGGGUUUUGCAUGGCUGGGAGUUGUCCCUUAGCUCCAAAAACCUCUCUGAUCUUGGAUCUUUCAAUGAAAACUCCAGGUGCCUCUGGUGGGAUGGAGCUGUCCCUUAGCUCCAAAAACCUCUCUGAUUUUGGACCUCUCCAUAAGGAGCCGUGCUGGGGGAUGCAGCUGCAGGGAAGGGGAUGGGAAGGGGAUGCCUCGGGCUGGGGGACUGCCAGGAUGGGCUGCUUCACCUCAAAUUUCCCCUCUCCCUCCCCAGCUUCCCUGGCAAUCCCUGUCUGGGAGUUCCUUUGCCUCAUCUCCAGCAUUCUGAGCUCUCCCUGCUGCGAAUCCCCAGCUCAGUUCCUUCUGCAGGAACAAACCCACCAGGCGAGAACUGGAAUGGAUUUUUAAAUUCCCUUUUUCUCCCAUAACCACCCUUGUAAUGAACUUUUCCGCUCCAAGGUUUUCUGCCAGGCUCUGAAGUAACUCAGAGCUUUCAAUCCAGAGAGGUUUGGUGGGAAUGAGCUCCCUGGGAUCCCUGGGGCUGUGGGAGCAGGGCUGGGGGCUCUGUGUGUAUAUAAUAUGUGUAUGUAAUUAAUGUAUAUGUAGAGAUGUAUAGAUGGGCACGGGGCCAGGGGGCUCUGCUCCUGGGGGGAAAAGGAGGAGGAAAAAGGAAAAGGAGGAGGAAAAAGAGGAAAAGGAGGAGGAAAAAGAGGAAAAGGAGGAGGCUUUGUCCUCCAGCACCCUGUGCUGGGCUCUGCAGCGCUUGGCCCCUGUCCCAAGGAAUGUGGGAUUCAGCCUUGGCCCCAUUUCCAAGGGAUGAAGGAUCCCCUGUCCCAAAGGAUGUGGGAUUCUUCAUCAUUCCCUGUUCCAAGGGAUGCAGGAUUCCACCUCUCCAAUUCCUGCUAUUCCUCCCUCUCCUCCCUGCCCUUCACAUCUCCCCGAUCCCAGUCCUGAUCUCAGUCCCAGUCCUGAUCCCGAUCCCUACCCCGACCUCGAUCCCAGUCCUGAUCCCAAUCCCGAUCCCAGUCCUGAUCCCAGUCCGGACCUCGAUCCCAGUCCCGAUCCCAGUCCUGGUCUCAGGGGUUUGGGAUCACCGGGGUGGGAUCAGGAGACCUUUGCCGCUGUAGGGCCGGAGCAGGUCCGGGAUGGGAUCCCGGGGUGGAUCCAAACCCCCGCGAGCUCCGGAGCCUCCCCAGUCCCGGUGCCGACAGCUGCCCCUUCUCUUAGGGGAGCCUCAGUCUGCAGAUCCAAACUUUUUAUUUCUAUGUUUAUUUUUCCCAUCAUUUUGAUUUUUGGGUUAAAAAAAACCUGAUUUUUUUCACACCCCACAUUCCAGUGCUUCUCCCAAGACCUCCAGGGCUCCAGGGAUUUUUCCUGCAGGAAUUCCCCCUGUUCAGGGCCCCCUGGCCGAAAUCACCCCAGCCCAGCUGACAAUCAAAGCAGACUCCCGAAAAACAGGAAUCCAUUGCAGUUUGAUAGAAAAACUUUUUAAAAUCCUCCCCUUCUCUCUCACCACUGCAUCUCCAGGAUAAACCAUCACCCACUGCUCCUCCUGUAAAUAAACAUCAAACCUUCUUGUAUAAAUUAAAAAUAAAAUAAUUUUAAAAAAGACAAAAAAAAAUUCCAUUGAUAAACAUCCCAAAAAUAAAAUAAAAUAAAAAAUCUCCCUUUCCAGAAGAUUGAAGUAAUUCCAACUUCACUUUUUUUUGGAGCUGAUUUCCAAUCCCCACAGGAGAACAAAACAAAGAUCUGGAACACUACAAAUGUUGGAGUUUUCAAUGAAUCCGGGAGGGAAAAAAAAUGCAUGUAAAUAUUUUUAAUAGGAGACAUAUCUUAAACAGAACUUUUUUUUGUAUGUACAUAACUCUCCUAGAGUUUAGUACUGAAAUGGCUUCAUAGUGUCUGUUUCAAAAAGGAAAGGAAAAGAAAAUGUUUGUUAUUGUUUUUGUUCUUACUCAAUGGCCAAACUUUAAAAAUAAUGACAAAAAAAAAAAAGAGAAAAGACUCUAAAAAUAAUCUUUGCCAAUGGAUCUAGCACUGUAAUGGUACUGUCUAUUUUUUUUAAUUAUUUCUGUGCUGUGCCCAUUUAUAAAAUGAGGAAAAGAUGAAAAAUAAAGUCAUUUAAACAUUGUCUG